AUGCAAAACCCUGGAAGACUCCCAUGGAACAUCACUCAGCGGUGGGAGUUCCAGCACGAGCAAAGGUCCCCGAAAGCAACAAGGCAGCACCAGAUAUGGAAUCACAACGAACACUGUCUAACCAGUAAGACCUUAAGCUACCGGAGGAAGUAUUCGUACCCUAGGCUGUCAACUUACCAUCAACUAAGGAGCGGUGUAGCAAGUCGAUCUCUGACCAUUGGGAAAGUCGAAGCACAAAGGACUGCACAGACUCCAAGAGGUGGGAUGAAGGAGGAGCUGGGUCAGAAAAGUGAUUAUCUGCACGAGUGUGGGGAGGCUUGUCUGAAUUUCCUGAAGCUCUGCAAAGUCAAGUACUACAACUAUUGUCUUAUUUAUAAUGUACAGAGGGAUUUUAUUAUACAAACUGGAGACCCCAUGGGAACUGGCCGUGGAGGGGAAUCCAUAUUUUGUCAACUGUAUGGUGAUCAAGCCAGAUUUUUUGAGGCGGAAAAGGUGCCGAGGAUCAAGCACAAGAAGAAAGGAACUGUGUCAAUGGUGAACAAUGGCAGUGAUCAGCAUGGAUCACAGUUCCUCAUUACCACAGGGGAAAACCUGGAUUACCUUGAUGGUGUACAUACAGUAUUUGGAGAAGUGACAGAAGGCAUGGAUGUAUUGAAGACAAUUAAUGAAACCUUUGUAGAUAAGGAUUUUAUCCCUUAUCAAGAUAUCAGGAUAAACCACACGGUAAUUUUAGACGAUCCCUUUGAUGAUCCACCUGGCUUGUGUGUUCCUGAUCGUUCACCAGAGCCUACAAAGGAACAGCUCGACAGUGGCAGAAUAGGAGCAGAUGAAGAAAUUGAUGACAUGAAAGGACGGUCUGCAGAUGAAAUAGAAGAAGUUCAGGCAGAAAAAGAAGCAAAAACUCGUGCCAUUCUUCUGGAAAUGGUGGGAGACUUACCAGAUGCAGACAUCAAGCCACCAGAAAAUGUGCUGUUUGUUUGUAAACUGAAUCCUGUGACCACAGGUGAAGACCUGGAGAUAAUAUUUUCACGAUUUGGUCCCAUUAAAAGUUGUGAAGUGAUCCGAGACUGGAAGACUGGUGAAUCUCUUUGUUAUGCUUUCAUUGAGUUUGAAAAGGAGGAAGACUGUGAGAAAGCCUACUUCAAAAUGGACAAUGUGCUGAUAGAUGACAGACGGAUACAUGUGGAUUUUAGCCAGUCUGUUGCAAAGAUUAAAUGGAAGGGAAAAGGUGGGCGAUAUACCAAGGAAGAUUUCAAGGACUAUGAGAAGGAACGUGACAAACCUUCGAAAUUUGCUCUGAAAGAAAAAGUAAAACCAAAGCAGGAUGCCAAGUAUGACCUUGUGCUGGAUGAGGAUGUAGAAGAGUCUCACACAAGUCAGUUGCACUUGGCUAAAAAACAGAAGAAGAAAAAGCACCACCACUCUGAAGAUGAAGAUGAUGACAAGAGGGCCAAAAAAUCUAAGGAUUCUGACCGAAAGCACGAAGAGCGCUGUAGGGAGAGGAGCAAGAGCGAGAAGAAAGACAGGCAUCGGAGCCGCAGCCGUUCUCAGGAGAGAGAUUACACUUACAGCAGACAAAGAGACAAAUACAGGGAAGACGUCCGAGUAAGAGACUGGGAUAAAAAAGCAGACAGAAGCAGAAGUCCUAAGAAAUCAAAAGACAAAGAGAGGUCCAAGUACAGAUGAAGGACAAGGAAAAGACAGAGGGGAACUAAAAUAAUAAAUUUAACUUUUUUCUUUUGUGAUAGUGUUUUUUCUGUAAUACUUGCUGUAGUGUCUGGCUGCAAUAUGCAGUAAGAUUUUAUAGUUUGAUGUCCCUCAUUGGAACAUAGUUCUAAAACUCAAGAUGAAUCACUGCAAAUUGCUCUGGCCUGGAGUGCCAGUAGCUAUGCCUGGGUAGAGUAUUUCGAUGGACUAUGAAGAAAGAGUUCUUAUUAAGAUGAUUCUAUGGGAGGGCUGGUAUUUAAGGAACAUAAUCAGAUUAAACUAUCCCAUGGCAGAAAAUUCUGACUAAUCAGGCCAGGUGAUAUGGCUAUAAUCUCCAGACCUAAACUGAGCAGGUAUACUGAGGGUAUUUAAUACAGGAAUAUGCUUUCCAGCAGCAUCUGCCCUGUCUUUGCUUUGUUAAAAACAAAGCUGGAGUCCAGUGUCUUUGGUGCUUGUGGUAGUUAGAAAACAGAACAAAAAUCCCCCACGUUCCUGUAAUGUUGAAAAUAAUAUUGAAAAUGUUGUAGCAGAAGCAUCAGCUUCUUCACUUUGACAUAGCUGAGUCCUGUUUGAAGGGGAGCACCUCAUGCUUCAGGCUCUUUGUUAAUUAGUUGAAGGCUUAGAAACCAGCUCCUCAGUUUUCUAUUGGAUUCCUAUACUUGCAACAGCUUAAAAAU
Messenger RNA from Ficedula albicollis (Collared flycatcher), 2384 nucleotides. RefSeq names its product peptidylprolyl isomerase like 4 (gene PPIL4). Gene Ontology annotation, cellular component: nucleus. Bases 1 to 1686 code for a protein of 561 amino acids. The record is from RefSeq and is a predicted model, not a curated record. The transcript is spliced from 14 exons. NCBI's taxonomy places the organism in Eukaryota, Metazoa, Chordata, Aves, Passeriformes, Muscicapidae. Gene Ontology annotation, biological process: protein peptidyl-prolyl isomerization. Gene Ontology annotation, molecular function: peptidyl-prolyl cis-trans isomerase activity; RNA binding.